AUGGGCAUCAAUGGGCUGUGGCAGGUGCUUGGCCACGGUGAAGUCACAGAGCUUGCCGACUAUGCCGCUGCGCAUUUCAAAAAACACCACCGGCCUCUUCGCAUCGCAGUAGACGAGGCCUGCUGGCGCUUCAGAAAUCUGAAUGACGAACAAGUCGCCAAUAUCCGGAAUGGAGAACCAGCGGCCAACCCUAUGGAGAAGACCAUCCUAUGGCGAAUCCUGCGAGCUCACAAGCUCAAUAUUCAACUGCUCUUCGUCUGGGAUGGCAUGAGCAAGCCUUGGAAAGAGCGACAGGGGAAGCGCGGUCCUGGCGGCGGCAAAGUUGACAAUGAGACCGUCAAAUCACUGCACAAAAUGUUUGAUGUAUUGCACGUCCCUUACCAUCGAGCCCCUGGAGAAGCUGAGGCCGAAUGUGCCAAGCUGCAACGACUAGGCGUUGUCGAUGCUGUGUGGAGUGACGAUUGCGACUCAUUCAUGUUUGGUUGUACAACUCUCAUCAAGCAGCAUAGGAAGCCCGGAAACGGCUGUUUGGGCCAAGUCAGCAUCUACGAAGCAUCGACCAUCCUUCCAAACCUCGACUUGGAUGCCGACAGCCUCGUUCUUUUCGCAGUACUUGCUGGUGGAGACUACAAUCUUACUGGUCUGCGAGGAUGCGGUCCAAUGUCCGCCAAGAGAAUUGCACAGACUCGACAUGGACUUGCUAGAAAAUUGGUGCACUGCACGGAAGGGGAGCUGUCAGGCUGGAGGCAUGAGCUCUCGCUAGUGCUACGCGCCUGCAACAUCUCACUAGAAAUACCCUAUGACUUUCCAAAUUGGAAAGCAGUCAAAAACUACCGCCAGCCCAAUGUCACACCCGAUGCAGGAUGCUGGGACCUACCUAAGCUUCACCGGCGAGGUGGAUGGGAUCAGCCGAUUAACGAGCAACGCCUGCGAUGUGAACUUCGCGAUAGAUACAACUUCAGUACCCUCGACUACCUGAAGCACAUUGCUCCGCUCUUUCUUGCCCGUGUCCUUAGAGACGUCACACCACAGCGAAAGCAGGCGAACCUUGAAUAUGGCAUUCAGCUCAAGCGAGGAGGUUCGAGGAAGAAUAAACAAGGACAAGUCGAAGCGCCUAAGUCAACGGUAAACUUCUGGUACAACCCGCAAUCAUUGGUCCAGAUCGACCUCUCUACGCAGCCACCAGAGGAGGAUUGGACAAAAUUUGCUGGCAAAGAUGGUACGCCAUACGACCCCAUGGGCCGAAUCGAUUGUGAAGAUUUCCUGCUGUGCUUGCUGCAGUAUGGACUUCCAGAGGGCGCGCUGGAUAAGCCAGAACGUGCAACGAAAAAGCGCAAAGCGUCCGCGGUCGAAGAGGACGAUGUCGCGGGCACUCAGGGCGGUGCCGCCCAUGACUCCUCUCCAAAGCCUGCGAAGAGAAGUAAGAAGAUAUCUGGGGAUGCCAAAUCAUCCCGAAACCGCAAGAAGCCAGAGGCUGUACCAAGCGCAUCGCCGCCUCAAUUCAAACGCGUCGAGCUACCGGAGUAUCGAUCGCCUGGUCAAUCGCAGAGUCAAGCACGCAGAGUGAUCAAUUUAGAAGAUGACUCCGAGAGCGAAGACGAGACGGCGAAAGAUGGAGCUGGUCUUCUGUUGACGUCGAAUCCACUCCUCUCACAAUCUUCGCAGCAAGGCACAGCCUCUGCCUCGACACGGCCCUCACCCACAAGACCUGGACCCAAGUUCAGGCCACUAAAGCCCAGAAAGCCAUUGUCGUCCCAGUCGCAAGUCCAAGAAUCCUCAGCAGCAAAGCCCAAAGCUCGCAAGCAAUCCCAGCACCGAGAUGACGCGCCCAGAAAGCGAAUCAAGCACGCCGCAUCCAGUAUGUCUGGAACGAUGCCAGCUAAACAAUCCAAGACACCAUCUAAGCGAGAGCUCGAUUCUGUCUUGGAAGCGAAAGAGGCUUCGACUUUAGUACCUCAACCGAAGAUAGCAAGACCUUUCGACCUUGCGCCCGGCGAGACGAUUCCUGCGUCCACAUUGCGAGAAUUGCGACUGGCCACAUUUGCUGCUACAGCAAGCCAUGUUCUUCCUCCGUCACCUGCUCCGAGUUUGCGACCAAAGGUCUGCCCAAGUACUAAUUUAAUCCUGCCACUCACUGGAGCAGCAUCAGUGAAGUGGAACAUUCUAGCACAAGCCGCGUCGAAACAAGGACGGGAUUCUCAGUCUCAGUCUCUCUGCGAGAUGCGCCGGCCGCCCUUUAAUAUCAUGUCUCGCAAUUGUCAGGUGAUCGGUGUGUAUACCCGAAAUGGGUACCAAGCAGGCCGCUCCUUGCACGCCCCACACGGAAAUGAGCUUCUGCAACGGCAAGCUGCAAGGUACAGACCAAUCAAAUCUCACGCUGGGGCAGCCCUUCUGACCGCUUUGCAUUUUCAGCCUCGAAUCGCAAUACGCGUGCCAGUGCGCGUGCUGGCCCAAGGGUUUUAUACAGUCCCGUAUCCGCUCUCUUCCCCUUGUCCUCUCUUUUGCGCCCUUCAUCAACAUUCCAGUCGGUCGUUACCACACAGCCAUUGUCGCAUCGAUAUCGCAUCGCUAUCCGCCUAUCUCGAUACCAACGGCCUCUAUACCAACUCUCUAAUACCACUAAUCAACAUGAAGUCGUCCGCGAUCAUCGUCUCCGGCCUGGCCGCCAUGGCUUACGCUCAGAGCUCCUCUGUCGAUGCCAUUCUCGCAUCUGUCUCAGCCCAGGUCGCGUCCAUCAGCGCAGCGGUCGUGUCUGCUGCCGCUGCUGCUACAAGCAACGCCAGCAUGUCUCCAGAGCAGCUCGCUUCCUACAACUCUGCUGCCUACGCUGCCGCCACCUCCGCUAUGGUGCGUACAUUGACGACGAAUCGGCCAAGGAGUCUAGCAUCAUCAAUGCUGCAUUGACCAGCGUCUACGCUGCUCAGAGCUCUGCCUCUGCGGCUCUCGCGGCUGCCAACUCCGAGCUUUCCACCGCCACGGGUGCUGCCGCCAGCUCGCUUUCUGGCCUCCGCUCCUCCAUCACCCAGGCCAUCGCCAGCCAAAGCAACGUCGCCGCGACGCUCUCUGCAACUGCCAGUGCCGCUCACUCAUCCGCCACCAACGCCGCUUCGAGCGCAGCCCAGUCUGCCACUGGCACUUCGUCUGCUUUCGCCGCACCAACCUCUGCUCCACUCAUCGCUGCCGGUGCCAUUGGUGCCAUCGGUCUGGCUGUUGUUGGCAUGCUGUAAAUAGUCUGAUGAAGAGGUGGAUAUUUUCAUUGAUAAGAAAGUGAAGAAGCAUUGUCAGUGUGCGAAACGGCGUCGAUCAGGAUGUGAGAUAUCAUGGUUGACAUGUCAAAAUUUUUUGAUAGUAAUGCGGUUACUGAUUCAAUGAGGUUUCCAAACAACAAGAAUUCGCUUGCCUGUCCGUUUGACUGUCCAUCUGCUCUAUCUCUAUCUUUCGAGAUAUCCCAUCCUUUACAUUGGCAUCCCAAGGUACUUUCCGUCGAGAUACAGCGUGUAGAUCGAAACAGCUGCGGCCGAGGUCAUGAUGACAGUACGAAAAUUAGCCCCUCUCUUCCACAAAACCUGCGUCUCCCCAAACCUCCUCUCCGCCACACCAUCACUCGGAUCCACCUCAAUCUUCCGCGCCAACUCCCUCAACAAAUCGUUCAAACGCGCCAUAUACCCCAGCGUAAAAACCGUCGUCCCAAAAUUCAGCCCAAACGCAAGAACCAAAAAUUUCCACUUCUCGCUCGCGACACGACUCUCCUUACGUUUCAAAAAACAAAUCACCCCUAAAACGAGAUUUGAGAGCGUCGAAACUGCGUUGAGUUUCGGGAAGAAUUUGUCGCUGGCGGUCAGGAGAUGUCGGAGUUGUUUGCCCCGGUAUACCGCUGGGAUGGAUGAGAGUUCGAGGAUGGGCAUUGUUAGAGGGGCUUGGAGACCGGUUGCGCCGGAGUUGAAACCUGCUGUUAGAGCGGCGAGGAAUUGGAUUGGUGUCAUCCACCAGAAUUGGGAGAGGGUUGGUGAUGGCAUUGUUGAUGCUGGAAGGAGAGUGAUGAUGAAUUGAAGUUGGAG
Molecule: messenger RNA, 4058 nt
Organism: Pseudocercospora fijiensis CIRAD86
Lineage: Eukaryota; Fungi; Ascomycota; Dothideomycetes; Mycosphaerellales; Mycosphaerellaceae
Exons: 10
Coding region: 1-2904 (967 amino acids)
Molecular function (GO): 5'-flap endonuclease activity
Source: RefSeq, a predicted model, not a curated record